AUGGCCGAAUUCUUGCCGGCUUUGGGUCUUUUUGGCGGCGGCGAUUCCAACAGCAAUACCAACACUGCAGAUGCCUCCUCCUCAGCUGAUUCGUCGAACCAAAACUCAGCUACCGGCGGCUCUGGAGGCUCUGGAGGCGCUGGAGGAACUGGAACUGGUGGCACUUCCAACGCAGCCGGGGGAGCUGGUGGAACUGGUGGCACUUCCAAUGCAGCUGGAGGAGCAGGUGGCACUUCCAAUGCCGCUGGAGGCCAGAGCAGCAGCAGCGGAAACUCCAUUGGGUCGGUCUCAGGGGGAACUACUACUGGCAACAGCGUCAGUGGUAUCACAAGCGACAGCUCAGGCGGCAACACCUCACUAGGCCCCGUCUCAGGCGGGGAUGCCGAAGGUGGAGAAGGCGGUGAUGCUCAAGGCGGAACUGCCAGCGUCGGGCCUAUCCAGGGUGGCAACACCAGCCUCGGAGGGGUUGAUGGUGGAAACGCGGACGUCAACGACGAGUUCAACCCGUCAUUCAACCCGACCAUCUCGGUCAACCUGGAAGGGCUUGGUUGCUACGGUGGGCAAGGGAUGAUGAACGAGCAACACAUGGGAAACUACGGCCAGCAAAACCCGUACGGUGGCGUCCAGCAGCAGCAGUACGGAGCGGUGCACCAGCAACAGCAGUACGGAGCGGUGCACCAGCAGUACGGUAGCGGCCAGCAGCAACCGUAUGGUGGAUCAGAGGAGUACGGCGAAGACGAGUAUGAGCACAACCCACAAGGGGAGGAAGAUGAAUAUGCCCAAAAUGGCGAGGAAGAAGAUUACUACGAUCCACACGGCGCCAGUGCAGUCUCCGCGGCUUCCGCAGUCCACCCCAGCAUGCAACCUGGACAAGAAGAAGGCGAAGGCGAGUACCCCUAUGGCUAUGACGGAGCGGAGGAAGAAGGGGAAGGAUAUGAGCCAUCCUAUGGACAGCAGCAGCCGGUGUACUAA
Fonsecaea erecta is the source of this 972-nucleotide messenger RNA. RefSeq lists its product as hypothetical. The transcript has 2 exons. NCBI's taxonomy places the organism in Eukaryota, Fungi, Ascomycota, Eurotiomycetes, Chaetothyriales, Herpotrichiellaceae. Bases 1 to 972 code for a protein of 323 amino acids. The record is from RefSeq and is a predicted model, not a curated record.